CCACAUAUUUGAUUGUCUUGUCACUUAUCUUUUCCAUCAGUUUAAUCAACAAUAUGGAACCCAGAAACCAAACAGGAGUUUCAGAGUUCUUUCUCCUGGGACUGGCAGAGGAUCCAGAACUGCAGCCCCUUCUCUACAACAUCUUUCUGUUCGUGUAUCUGGUCACCAUCCUGGGAAACCUGCUCAUCAUCCUGGCUAUCAGCUAUGAUUUCCACCUCCAUACCCCCAUGUACUUCUUUCUCUCCAAUCUGUCCUUUACCGACAUCUGUUUAAGUACAACCACAGUCCCGAAGAUGUUAGUGAACAUCAAUACACAGAGAAACUCUAUCACUUACACUGGCUGCCUCACCCAGGUAUGUGCUGCCAUAAUUUUUGGAGGUUUUGAAAAUUUUCUCCUUGGAAUAAUGGCCUAUGACCGCUAUGUGGCUAUUUGUCAUCCACUGAGGUACACAGUCAUCAUGAACCCCCACUUCCUUGGUCUGCUGGUCAUACUCUCUUUGUUCAUUAGCAUCAUGAAUGCCCUGGUCCAUAGUCUGAUGUUGCUGAGACUGUCCUUCUGCACAGACCUGGAAAUCCCCCACUUCUUCUGUGAAGUUGUUCAGGUCCUCAAGCUCGCCUGUUCCAAUACCCUCAUCAAUAACAUCAUACUAUAUUUUAUGUCUAGCAUAUUUGGUGGUAUUCCUUUCUCUGGGAUUAUUUUUUCUUACACUCAAAUUGUUUCCUCCAUCCUGAGAAUGCCAUCAGCUGUUGGAAAGUAUAAAGCUUUUUCCACCUGUGGUUCUCACCUCACAGUUGUUUUCUUGUUCUAUGGGACAGGAUUUGGAGUGUACAUUAGUUCAGCAUUUACACACUCUUCCAGGAAGACAACAGUAGCCUCCGUGAUGUACAUUGUGGUCCCUCAAAUGAUGAAUCCUUUUAUCUAUAGCCUGAGGAACAGGGACAUGAAGGGAGCCGUGAGAAAAAUCACUGGUAGGAUACUUUAUUUUUAGUGAUUGUGUCAUCUGCUUUGGGCUUGGGUUUCUAGAAUGAGUAAAAGUAAAAGAAAUACUGGAGAGUCAGAAUUCCUAACUAGAUGACAUAAUGCCUAAGCAUUAUAAAAAUGAGUCAAAAACAACCUCUGUAUAUUAGCCCCCAUUUGUGUACUUCUUCAUAGCAAGCUCAAAAAAGUGUGCCAGUGUCAAACUCAAAUUUGUACAUACUUGUUUUAAAAAUAGCCCACGUAAUCAGAAUUUUACCAACUUAGAGCCUUCCUCCCUUACUUAUCCCACAAAAAUACACCCAGCGUUUGCUAUCCAUAGAUGGGCGAAGACCUGUCGCUAUAAUAAUCCUAAUGUGCUCUGCCUUUGGAGUACCUUUGACCCAGAGACUCCCCAACUUGCUGCAGUAGGGCUUCUCACAGGGACACAUAAUCUCCCUCCUUCCUUCUGCACUUCCCUGGGAGUUCUCAUCCCUUCUUCCCCUUCUGUUUUCUUCCUGCACCUCUUGCCUCUGGAAGACCUCCUACUGUGGGAGAUUACACCCUACAUGCAGCUGUCAAUGCAUCACACCAAUAAAACAGCUUGCCUUUCAACUGCUAU
Loxodonta africana (African savanna elephant) is the source of this 1577-nucleotide messenger RNA. Its product is annotated as olfactory receptor 7G1-like. Gene Ontology annotation, molecular function: olfactory receptor activity; G protein-coupled receptor activity. Gene Ontology annotation, cellular component: plasma membrane. The transcript has a single exon. NCBI's taxonomy places the organism in Eukaryota, Metazoa, Chordata, Mammalia, Proboscidea, Elephantidae. The coding region runs from base 54 to 989 and encodes 311 amino acids. The record is from RefSeq and is a predicted model, not a curated record. Gene Ontology annotation, biological process: G protein-coupled receptor signaling pathway.